Molecule: messenger RNA, 501 nt
Organism: Rodentolepis nana
Lineage: Eukaryota; Metazoa; Platyhelminthes; Cestoda; Cyclophyllidea; Hymenolepididae
Source: the annotation of a GenBank genome assembly
AUGGAUUCGUUGGAUAAUGGAAAAUCGUGUACAGUAGCUUUGGAUGUUGAUUUUACCAAUGCCAAACUUCUGUCAAAUUUUGAAGUGUAUGACUUCAUAAAAAAUCGCGCUGGAUCCAAGGAUAAGCUUCGUUGCCAACAAACCUUAUUUUUUACUGGAUUGAAAUAUUUUAAUGAAAAAUCUCCAUGUACUUGCCAGACAUCUGAAUCUAUUCAACAAUUCAUUGCCAAAAUGAAGCCUUUUAAUCUUAACAAGUCAGAAAUACUAGCGCUGAUAAAUAAUUGUCCUGCCACUCAGGUUGAACUUUCAAUUAUGAUAAAUGAUCUCGAUACGCGGUUUACGUUGGCUCAAAUUGAUGAGAUUCUUGAAAAAGUAGCUUCGUGUUUUCCCGAUGGCAUCAAAAAAGCUUCUCAGAUCGCUUCUUCUGGUGUUGCCGAAGAAGACGAAGGGGAAAUUGGAGAAGAUGAUAUAGGAAGGGAAAAUGAAGAAGUAGAUAAAUAA